Molecule: messenger RNA, 4141 nt
Organism: Leptopilina heterotoma
Lineage: Eukaryota; Metazoa; Arthropoda; Insecta; Hymenoptera; Figitidae
Gene: Chsy
Product: chondroitin sulfate synthase 1
Exons: 8
Coding region: 1053-3503 (816 amino acids)
Cellular component (GO): Golgi cisterna membrane
Molecular function (GO): glucuronosyl-N-acetylgalactosaminyl-proteoglycan 4-beta-N-acetylgalactosaminyltransferase activity
Source: RefSeq, a predicted model, not a curated record
AGUCAGAAAUGGAUCAAUGGCAAAGGUCAGCUCUCGCGAUGUUGCGCCUUUUACCUGGAGGGAUACUUUUUUAUUGUCAAGGAUUCAAGGUUUGGAUCGAAUAAUGAAACCAAGAGGAAUCAGGAAUAUAAAAUCACAGUUACUGAGGAGCAUGCACAACAUAGAGCUCUCUCGUCUGUUUGUUCUUGCUCACGCUCCAACACUCUGGAUUAGUUGCCACUGCGGCUUCCUACGAGCCGCACGUUUUCAAGAAGUAUAUCCGUCAGAGAGAGACUUUCUAAUUUUUCAAUCUUCUUUUAUAUAUUAGAUCAUUAAGGUGUUGAUAGAAAUUUUAUUUAUCAUCAGUGAUAUAAACAAUAUUUUUUUUUAUUGCAGUGUAACUGGUUGUCCGCGACAAGUUUCUAAGAACUGCGACAAAAACCCCCUGUCUCUAAACAGUGGCAUGUUUUUUAGGGGGAACCGUGGCGCGGAUGAUGAUAGUGUGUCGUGACUUUCGGUGAAACCGGUUUUCCUCUUCAAAGAGUUGUGUGUUUUAUACGUCACUGGAAUCAUCCAAGUUAUAGGCUUUAACGGGAUGAAAACCGGGAUUCCGUCUGACUUCGCAACUGUCGCAUCGCCAGAAAAGGGAAAAUUCUAACGGAAACUGUCGAUCCUGCUUUCAUUUAGAAAGAAAAACAAUUUUAUUCUUUUGUUGAAAAAAGAGUGUAACAGAGAGCAUCUGGUAGCCAAAAGCCAUAAAACUUAGCCGUAUGUGGAUGCAGAUAUACACAGCUUCUUCGAAGUAUCUGGUUACUCAAGGAGGGAAACCAGUUGCCUGGAUUUUACUGAAGCGAUGUUACACUCAAAGAAAAUGAACCAGAAUUUUUUUCUGUUUUUUCUUCUCAUCAUUCUAGAGUCAAGAUUAUGGAGCUACUAAUGGCACUGAUAACAUCCUAAUUCGUUUAGGAAUUCGUUGUCGACGAAAUAAGGACAAUGGGAACCGAGAAUGAGAAAAAGUGGAAGCUGCUUUCAUCGAAAAAAUCAGAAUUUUUGCGAGGCCCACAUGAACAUCCAUGGAAAAGGUGACGACAGCUAAGCCAGUAAUGCGUAAACGACGUGGAUUAGCCAGUGCCAUUUUGGGCCUAACUCUAGGUCUUCUUUUGGGUUUUAUAAUCCUAAAUCAUCGAAUUUCCGCUCCCUCUGUUAUUAAUCGUUUCAAUUUCACAUUUCCAACGAAUAUGGAGCAAAAGAAUGAUAUCACAUCAUCUGGAUUCACGGAUGAACGAUCAGUGAAUGCCUCAUCUUCAUCAUUAAAUUUAGUUUUCGUCGGUGUGAUGACUGCCCAAAAAUAUUUAGAAAAUCGAGCGAAAGCCGUUUAUGAAACAUGGGGAAAAGAAGUACCAGGAAAAAUAGCAUUUUUUGCCUCUGAAUUCUCAACGGUACCUGACAAUUGUCCAGAUUUACCAUUAGUCUCACUUCCCACUGUUGACGAUAGCUAUCCACCACAAAAGAAAUCUUUUCUUAUGCUCCAAUAUAUGUGGAAUAAUUUCGGUGAGAAAUUCGAGUGGUUUUUGAGAGCCGACGACGAUGUUUAUGUGAGAACCGAUAGAUUGGAAAAGUUUCUACGAUCCGUUGAUUCGAGGAGGGCAAUGUAUAUUGGUCAAGCCGGAAGGGGAAACUCAGAGGAGUUUGGUUUAUUAUCAUUGGAGUAUGAUGAAAAUUUUUGUAUGGGAGGACCUGGUGUGAUUAUAUCGAGGGAGACGUUAAAAAGAAUUGUGCCACAUAUUAAAUAUUGUCUUAAGAAUUUAUACACAACACAUGAGGACGUUGAACUUGGGAGGUGUGUGAAAAAAUACGCUGGGAUUCCUUGCACCUGGAGUUAUGAGAUGCAGUCAAUCCUUUAUCAUAACAGUAGCGGGGACCAAGCUUUCACCGGCAAACUUAAAAGAAAGGAAGUUCAUCGUGCUAUCACCCUACAUCCGGUUAAAAGCCCGCCGCAUAUGUACAGGGUUCAUAAUUAUAUGAGGGGUUUGAAAAUUCAAGAUCUUCAGCAAAAGAGAAUUCUCCUGCACAGGGAUAUCCAUUCAAUGGUCUCUAGCCUAGGAAUAAAUGUAGAUAAUUUGAAAAAUUACACCUUAGCGAAAGGUGUAAAUUUAUUUCCAGAAAAAUUCAAUUCUGAGUAUUAUUUAGAAAAUACCAAUGUUCUCGGAGUACCGCCCAGUCUGCGGUCAUUUAAACCACGUUCGAGUGAAGAAGUAAUUCCAUGGAAUUUCAUCUCGCGGUCAGAAUACAGUUUGGAUGAUUCAAAUCCCCGGAGAAGAAUACACAGCGAUGUGAAGGAGGGAUUAGAAGAUAUCACCAGGGAAGUGAUGGCCUCAAUAAAUUCAUGUUCUCGUCAACGUGGACGAAUUGUCGAGGAGCGAACUGCUCUCUACGGCUACCAAAGAGUUGACUUCUUCGGAGCGGACACUAUUCUUGAUCUCCUGCUCGUCUAUCGGAAAUAUCGCGGCAGAAAAGUCACUCUUCCAGUUCGAAGACACGUAUAUCUUCAUCAGCACUUUACCGGUUUAGAAAUCCGAGAAGUCAUUGAUGGAACGGAAGUCAAUUCAAAAGCAAAAAGUAGUUCAAAGUCCUUAAAAAAUCUUUUCCCAGACAUUUUUCUAGGAUUGAGUUUUAGUUCGAGAAAAAAUUCUGAUCCAGUUCAGAGUAAAAUUAUCAAUUUUAUUCUUCCACUAUCGGGACGUUAUGAAAUAUUCGAGAGAUUUUUACGUAAUUACGAGGAAGUUUGCAUUAAACAGGGCGAAAGAACGAGAUUGUUUGUAAUUUUAUUUCCACAUAAGAAAGAAGAUUCGUUCAAUAAAACGAUAAAUCUCGUUAGUCAAUUGAAGAAUAGAUAUCCAAGGGGAGAAAUUAAUGUGAUAGAAAAUUGGGGAAAUUUUUCAAGGGCAAAAGCACUUGAAAUUGGUGUCAGUACAAUGAGAAAUGAAGAUCUAAUGUUCUUUGUCGAUGUCGAUAUUGUUUUUACUCGUUCUGCUUUAAUUAGAAUUAGACUGAAUACUGUUAUUAAUCUCAGGAUAUACUUUCCGGUUGUCUUCAGUCAAUACGAUCCGAAUAUUAUCUAUGGAGAAAAGAGGGAAAAGACCGAAUUCAUGAUCAAUGAUAAAAGUGGAUAUUGGAGGCAAUUUGGAUUUGGUAUUGUCACUCUAUACAAGGCUGAUUACAGAAAAGUUGGUGGUUUCGAUCUGUCGAUUCAAGGUUGGGGCAAAGAAGACGUCGACUUUUUCGAGAAGUCCGUGAAAUCAAACUUGGAAGUGUUUCGUGCACCAGAUCGCAAUUUAAUUCACGUCUAUCAUGGAGUUGAAUGUGACUCUGAACUUUCCGGUGUACAAUUAUUAAUGUGUAAAGGCACGAAGGCGGACACUUACGCGGGUACGGAACAACUCGCCGAUUUUAUUUAUCGACAUCCGGAUUACUUACGAUUUGCGAAAACGCGAAGGUUUCGAGCUUCGAAGCCAGGCGAAUAAAAACUAUCUGUGAAUUAAAAAUACUCUUUUUUUUAAUAUUGAAUUUUGUUUUAUUACUUUAUAAGUAACUACGAAUUAGAAUUCAAAUUAGAAUUUAAAUUAUAAUUCGAAUCAGAAUUCAAAAAACUUCUUUUUAAAAUUGAAGGCUAACUUAUUUACCUCAAUGAGAUUCAAGUAUCUUUUUAGUUUCGACUUUUUAGUGAUAAAUUUUUUUUUUCUGACUCUAAAUGCACAAUUCUGUGCCAAGAAGAUGAUUUUUUAAAGACUUGUAAAUACAGUGUAUAAUAUUAAGAGUUUAAGAAACUUUAAAGACUUCGAAAGAACGUAAAAGAAAAAAAUGUAUAAUAGGAAGCGUGUCAUUAUUUUCAACUAUUUAUAAUUAAAAAUUACAAAUCGAUGACUGACAUAAUAUAAUGACAGUGGAGAGAAACGAUUUUUUUACGCUCAAAUUGUAAAAAGUAUUUUCCGAUCGAUUUUUUUUUAUAAAUAUUAUUUAUAUAAUUCAUCGACAUUUGUGUAAUUUUAAUGCCGAGGAGCAUUGAAUAUUGAAAUACGCUUUAUAGCUCUCUCUCACUCUAUCAAAUAAUAACUGCGCUGAAAUAGUUAUAAAUAAAUGUGAUAUUACGGUGCCUUUAAAA